Molecule: messenger RNA, 833 nt
Organism: Rhagoletis zephyria (snowberry fruit fly)
Lineage: Eukaryota; Metazoa; Arthropoda; Insecta; Diptera; Tephritidae
Product: polycystin-2-like
Biological process (GO): detection of mechanical stimulus
Cellular component (GO): membrane
Molecular function (GO): calcium channel activity
Source: RefSeq, a predicted model, not a curated record
AUGGAAAGUCACCGAAAUAGACAACUUAAGAAGGCAACCAAGAAGUCACAUCAGAUCACUUAUGAGAACGAAGAUGCUGCACGUUCAGCACUAAUAGAAUUCUGUAUCUAUGUGUGCUUCCUGACGGUGGCGCUCUUAGUUGCGACAUCUUCACGCCACAUGUCAAUGUAUUUCUUCAGCAAAGGCAUCGAGAAUCUGUUCUUAUCGCGCGAAGUCAACACGUUUACACACGAAGCUUCCGUAAGGUUCGCCGAUUUGGCUACAACAGCCGAUAUGUGGGCAUUUUUGGAAACGAAAUUCAUUAUCGAUCUACAUGGUGUUGGCGAUACAGGCGAUGGAAAUACAGGCGAUGGAAAUACAGGCGAUGGAAAUACAGGCGAUAACGCUUCGCAGCCCAGCACGUCGGGUGAGCGUACUGCGGGCACCCAUUCCGCGGAGAAUAAGCUUAUUUUUCUGGAACAGAACCUUGUAUUAGGCCCACCACGCUUGCGUCAAAUACGCGUGAAGGAGGGCAGUUGCGAUGUACACGAUGUCUUUGGUAGAUAUUUUAAUAAGUGCUAUGCGGAUUAUUCGAGUGGUGUUGAGGAUACUUCCAAGGAGUUUAAGAGCGCCAAAUAUAAGACGUUGAAUGAGUUGGGAGCUCACUCGAUUUGGGGUGAGAUCAGCACUUAUCGUAGCGGUGGUUUUGUGAAGGACCUCACCUACGACUUCAAUGAAAAUAAGCAAAUGAUGUCCAAUCUGAAGACGGAAAAGUGGCUAGACCGCGCUUCGCGUUUGAUAAUAGUUGAAUUCACGCUGUUUAAUGCGAAUCGAAAUAUAAUGAAUAAUGUUAA